Molecule: messenger RNA, 2478 nt
Organism: Rotaria socialis
Lineage: Eukaryota; Metazoa; Rotifera; Eurotatoria; Philodinida; Philodinidae
Source: the annotation of a GenBank genome assembly
AUGGCUGGUUCAUAUCGUCAAAAGUCACCAUCCGUUAUACAUCGUAGUCGACUGAAAUCUCGUUAUGUAUUAUCGAUUGUUGUGGGCCUUAUACUUGGUUUUGCACUAAGUUUUGCGUGUUUACCGUUAAUGAGUAUAUGCGAUAGUUCGCCAUCGAUUUUUUUCGAACCAUUCUCUUCUUCAUUAAAUAUUCGUUUGAACAGUGGAAGGCGUUCUUCAAAUGAUAAAUUAGAUUCAUUUCGAAUUUUAAAUCGGCAAGCUCGGUCAAUAGCUGAUGUAACACUUGUUGAUUAUCGUAGUAAAGAUUACGAACCAAGAAUUCGCCCAUUACUUCAGCCGUCUGUUAAAUCAAAUAAUAGUAAUAUUAAUGUUAAUGUUAGCAGUAAUAAUAAAAAUAAAACUGCUAAUGCACCUACACGUCCACCACAUUCAUCUACAUCCAUACGACCUCGUUAUAUAGCCGAUGAAUUAGGUAUUCGUGAAAAGGUUCUUGUUGCUGUUUUAGCUGAAACAGAUCGCUUGAACACAUUCAGUUUUUUCCUUAAUCAAACCUUACAGGAUCACGUUAAUCGUUUAUUAUUUUUUAUUAAUGAUAAUGUACAAGAUUUUCCUAAAAGUAUGCAAGUUAUUGCUAUAAAUGAUGAGCGAACAUAUUUAAAGCCAUUCUAUGUGCUAAAAUAUCUUGCGGAGAAAAUGAUUAACUUGUAUGAUUGGUUUUUUCUUGUGCCAGAUAAUACGUUUAUAAGAGGCUAUAAAUUGACUGAAUUUCUUAAUCAUAUUAGUAUUGGCCAAGAUCUUUAUAUGGGACAAGCAUUUGAUGAUGUACACGCUGUUUAUUGUUAUUUCGGAUCAGGAAUUAUUAUAUCGUCAUCAGUACUUCGAAAAGUGUUAACUGAACUUGAUUGGUGCACGAAAAAUGCUUAUUCACAAGAUUUAACUGAUAAUAUUGGACGAUGUAUUUUAAAAACUGCAAAGUCACCCUGUACUAAUACAACUAAUUCUUACAAAUUCAAUGCUUAUGUUAAUUAUCGAUUUGAAUUCGAUACAGAUAUUGAUAAAUUACGUAAAUCAGCAGAUUUUAACGACUCAUUAACCGUUCAUCCAAUCAAUGAUCUUGAAACAAUGCUCAAACUUCAAAAGUAUUUUAAUCAAGUAGAAAUUGAUGAAACAACGCAAAAUAUAAAAACAUACGGAGAAACUAUUGAACAAUCAUCUUGUUAUACUCUUGAGGGUUGUGGACAUAUUCCGUGGCCUGUCGGAGUACCACCACCGUUUAAGCCUCCAACCCGUUUUGAUGUUCUUCGUUGGGAUUAUUUUAAUGAAACGCAUAUUUAUUUAAAAAAUGAUAAUGACGUGAUCGAUCCAUUGAAAGAUGAUGAUUACGAAGAUAUACAUGAAGUUAUUGAUUAUUCUGUACAACAGUUUAAACAAACCUAUGGAAAUCAAUUAACUUUUAAAGCACUGCUCAAUGGUUAUCGUCAAUUUGAUCCAACACGAGGUACACACUAUUUCAUUGAUAUAGUGCUGACCGAUGGCAAUAAUAAUGAAUAUAUUAAACGUGCUGAACUGAUGAGACCAUUAGGUCUUGUUGAAAUCGUUCCGAUGCCGUUUGUAACUGAAACAACCAAAUUAUUUCUUAUUUUACCUAUUCAUUCCGAUGACGAAUCAGUAGCUAUUCGUUUUCUUCAUCAUGUUAAUAGAACUCUAUUCGAUCGAGAAACUCGCGAUAAAUUCGAAUUGCUUCUUACACAUAUUGUUGCAACAAAAGAAGAAAAUUUUCAAACACAAAAAUGGUUCGAAAAUAUUCGUUCUACAGUUGAUUCAAUACGCCAAAUACAUACACAAUUAGCAAUAACAUAUCAUACUGUACUGCUUUCGUCAUCAACAAUUUCGCAUAGUUCUCAACUCAUUUAUUUGCUCGAUUCAUUUCAAGCAAAACUUCGUACAAAUGCUUUAAUAUUUAUUACCAAUCCAUAUGUAAAUAUUGAUUCAGAUUUUUUAAAUCGAUGUCGACUGAAUGUUAUUGAAAAUAUUCAAAUUUUUUUUCCAAUUGCUUUCUAUCAAUACCAUCCACAUAUUAUAGCACUUUCUCGUAAUAUAACCGAUAACACAACAAUUGAUUUACAUAAAACUGUCGGAUGGUUUAACUCUUAUGCUUAUGAACAUAUUGGACUGUAUAUGAGUGAUUAUUUAAAUUUAAAAAAAUGGAUUUCAUUUCAUAAUAUUACAAUAUCAACAGCAAAUCUUUAUGAUUUAUUUGUACAAUUAUCUGAUUUGCACAUCUUACGUGCACCAGAUCAAUCGUUACGUGUUCAUUAUCGAACAAUUAAAUGUGAUACAAAUUUACAAGUGAAUCCCAUUGAAUACGAUCGAUGUACAGCACAACAAGAAAAAGGUUUAGCAUCACGUAGUCAAUUGGCUAUGCUUAUUAUUGAAAAUGAACAGAAAAAACACACAACGAACGUGAAAAAUAAAUAA